UCUGAGGGAGAAGCAGCAGUGGUUUAACUUAAGGUCAAAAAAUAGUUUUAAAGUUUUUUUUAAAUUCUUUGUGGUUAUUAUUGUUGUGAUUGCGCUUUCUGUCUUGACGUUUUCCAUUUUAUAAGGAUCUUUAAAUAAUUUGGGGAAGCAAUUGCUUAUGUGUCCCUUGUUGCCAUCUUUCAAUUUUCAGCCUGGCAUAGCAUCGCAGCAAUGUACAACUUAUACCGGUUCUGAUUCUCCACCAAAAAUGCAUGUAUCUGAUGAAAUGACUACUUCUAAUCAAGCGCAAGUGAUGGGACGUUCACAAAUGACGCAAUCACAUUCUUCGGGAGGACUGAAAUCGCGAUUAAUGAAUGUUUUAGGUCUUAGCCCUGGUAAUGAAGGCGCUGGUGGAUCACAAUAA
Messenger RNA from Meloidogyne enterolobii, 403 nucleotides. The record is from the annotation of a GenBank genome assembly. Lineage: Eukaryota; Metazoa; Nematoda; Chromadorea; Rhabditida; Meloidogynidae.